AUGAAGGCUUCCAGGCCAGCUUUUCACCUGCUGCUCCUCACGCUUCUUUCAACAUUCUGCCAAGCUAUCUCCAUCACGGAUGUUGUAGCGCAGCUUCCUCCAUGUGGACUACAGUGCAUUGCCCAGGGCGUCUCCAGCUCGCCAUGUCACGACCUGACGAAUGCAAAUUGUCUAUGUCAAGACACCGACCUGUACAACCGGGCACAGACUUGCGUUCUUACCAACUGCACCGGCCCCGAUGCUCUCAAAACAGGGAGACUCCAGGCCGAGUUGUGCAAGAGGCCUCUGCGGUUGAGAAAAGUUGAACUCCACGCCUUGAACGCCCUGCACGGAUUGGCACUUGCUGUCAUCUUUCUACGGCUUUACGGCCGAUGGUAUGCAUUGAGGACAUUUGGAAACGACGAUUGGGUGGCGCUGGUGAUACUUCUCGCCCCCAAUAUUGACAGUGAGCAACAGCCACUUUUUAUAGUACAAAUAUUCAUCGGAAAUUACGUCGGUCAUAUGGCUUUUGGUAUCGAUAUCUGGUGGGUUGACACAGACACCCUCACAGAUGCACUUAGGGUCUUCUAUUUUGGGGAGACGGUCUACGUAUUGCUCCUGGGCCUCACCAAAAUCUCGAUCUUGUUCUUCUUCCUCCGCGUGUUUCCGCCCCCGAAUUUCAGGAGACUCACCUACAUAACGAUCGGGUUUCUGAGUCUGUCGACGGCAGCCCUGGACAUGGCGCAGAUCCUCCAGUGCAACCCGGUGGACAAGGCUUGGUACGGCUGGCAGGAACCGGGAUUCCUGGUAAAUGGAGGGUCCAGCAGCUGCAUCAGCGUCAACGCGCUGACGUACGCGUCGGCUGGGGUCAGCAUCUUCUUUGACGUUGUCAUCCUGCUGCUGCCGCUGCCCAUCAUCCUCGGGCUGGAUGCGACGCGGCGGCUACGGGCCGAGAUCGUCGUCAUGCUCAGCGUCGGAGUCCUGGUGCUCAUCACGAGCUGCGUCCGCAUGCGCUACAUUGCCCUCUUUGCCGACAGCACCAACCCAACCUGGGACGCCACCGACGCCAUCCUCUGGUCCGGCAUCGAGAUAUCGGUCGCCGUCAUCUGCAUCAGCCUGCCGGCCAUCCGCGUCCUGCUCCGCAGCUUUUGCAGAACCGGAACUCCCGAGUCUUCCCCCUUUAGGUCGCCGCCCAUGACGCGGAGGUCGCGGCGCUUCUCCAUCAAGAGCGACGCCGGCGCUGUUCCAGAGCAGCAGCCGCGGCGCAAGAAGGAGACGAAGCAGGAGAGCAGCAGCAGCUCGACGGGGAAUCGGGACCUGCGGGUGCGGGUCGAGGACCUGAGGGCAGAGUUUGGCGACGAUAUUGCUCUGGAAAUGACGAGCGGGCCUCACGCCAGGGCGAUCGACAGAAUAGUGUAA
Pyricularia pennisetigena is the source of this 1398-nucleotide messenger RNA. RefSeq lists its product as uncharacterized. The record is from RefSeq and is a predicted model, not a curated record. NCBI's taxonomy places the organism in Eukaryota, Fungi, Ascomycota, Sordariomycetes, Magnaporthales, Pyriculariaceae. The transcript is spliced from 7 exons. Bases 1 to 1398 code for a protein of 465 amino acids.